UGGGGGGAGUGGAAGGACAAAGAAUAUUAUAAUAAAUUUCCAAUAUACAAAUUCCCCCCCACUCUGCGUUCUUUUCUAUAAAACCGAUCCUCUCUCUCCUGCCUCUCCAACAACAAUGUCCACUCCCUAGCAUUUCGCUCUCAGAUCCGCCACAAUUCUUCACACGGUUUGAACUUUGAGGAGAUAAUUGAGGUAAAAAAUGGCUUUAGGAAAAUAUAGUAGAGUCGAUGGUAGGAGAUCGACCACCAAUUAUUGUUCUACAGCAACUCUGGUUGCUUUUGUGGCUCUUUGCUUGGUUGGGGUUUGGAUGAUGACAUCCUCAUCUGUCGUUCCGGUUCAAAAUUCAGAUGUGUCAACUCAGGAGACCAAAGAUGAGGUGAAGCAACAAGUGGUUGAAAGUAAUGAUAGUGAUACUAGGCAAUUUGAGGAUAGUUCUGGUGAUCUAACAGAUGAUGCAAAGAAGGGGGAUGGUGUGAGUUUCACUCAGGAUGAAAAAAACCCUAAUCCCCAAGAUAAUCCGGCUGUUCCUGAGAAACCAUCGGAAAAUGGUCCGGAGGAAAAACAGGAGAAGCCAGAAGAGAAACUCAUUAAUGAGGAAGAAAAUAAGCCAGAAGAUGGGUCAACAAAUGAGGCAGAAAAUGGGGAAAACAAAUCUGGGGAUGGGGAAGGAGAUUCUAAGACAGAAGAUGCAAAUUCAGAUUCAGGAGAGACAAAAACAGAUGGUGGUGAAAGUAUUGCAGAUGGACAGGGUGAUUCUGAAGGGGGUUCGGUUGAGAAGAAAUCUGAGUUGGAUGACAGUGAGAAGAAAUCAGAGGAGAACUCCUUUGAAACUAAGGAUGGAGACAAAGUGGAUGGUCAGAUAGAGGAGAAGGUGGAGCAAAAUGAGAAUAAAGAUUCUGAGCAAAAUUCAGGUGAGAGGAAGGAGGAUAGUGAGGCCAAAGAACAGGUUUCAAAUGAGGUAUUUCCUUCUGGGGCUAUGUCAGAGCUCCUGAAUGAAACUACCACUCAAAAUGGAGCGUUCUUGACUCAGGCAGCAGAGUCUAAGAAGGAAAAAGAAAGCCAACAGACUGUCUACAGUUGGAAAGUUUGCAAUGUCACUGCUGGACCAGAUUACAUCCCAUGCCUUGACAAUUUGCAAGCAAUUAAGAGCCUCCCAAGUACCAAGCAUUAUGAACACCGAGAGAGGCACUGCCCUAAUGAACCACCCACCUGUCUUGUUUCACUUCCUGAAGGAUACAAACGUCCAAUUGAGUGGCCGACAAGCAGGGAUAAGAUAUGGUACUAUAACGUUCCCCACACCAAGCUUGCAGAAAUUAAAGGGCAUCAGAAUUGGGUGAAGGUUUCCGGCGAGUUCCUUACUUUUCCUGGUGGUGGAACACAGUUUAAGAAUGGUGCUCUUCAUUACAUUGAAUUCAUAGAGGAGUCUAUGCCUGAUAUUGCAUGGGGAAAACGCAGCCGUGUGGUAUUGGAUGUUGGAUGUGGUGUUGCUAGCUUUGGAGGCUAUCUUUUUGAUAAAGAUGUGCUCACUAUGUCAUUUGCCCCAAAAGACGAGCAUGAAGCCCAAGUACAAUUUGCACUUGAAAGGGGAAUUCCGGGUAUAUCUGCUGUUAUGGGCACAAAGAGACUUCCCUUCCCAGCCAUGGUCUUUGAUGUUGUCCACUGUGCACGAUGUAGAGUUCCCUGGCAUAUAGAAGGUGGUAAACUUCUCUUGGAGCUGAACCGUGUGUUGCGGCCUGGUGGUUUCUUUGUGUGGUCGGCAACUCCGGUUUACCAGAAGCUUGCUGAUGAUGUUGCGAUAUGGAAUGCCAUGACUGAACUGAUGAAGUCAAUGUGCUGGGAGCUUGUGGUGAUUAAAAGGGAUGUGGUGAAUCGUGUGGCAGCAGCAAUAUAUAAGAAGCCUACUUCUAAUGAUUGCUAUGAGAAAAGAUCGCAAAAUGAACCUCCAAUCUGUGCCGAUUCAGAAGAUGCAAAUGCUGCCUGGAAUGUCCCAUUGCAAGCAUGUAUGCACAAAGUGCCAGUUGAUGCAUCGAAACGCGGCUCUCAAUGGCCAGAGCUAUGGCCUGCAAGGUUGGAUAAAACUCCAUACUGGUUGACAAGUUCCCAGGUUGGGGUUUAUGGCAGAGCAGCACCGGAGGAUUUCACUGCAGACUAUGAACACUGGAAACGAGUGGUUGCUCAGUCAUAUCUAAAUGGGAUAGGAAUCAGCUGGUCUUCUGUGAGAAAUGUCAUGGACAUGAGAGCUGUCUAUGGAGGAUUUGCUGCAGCUUUGAGAGAUUUGAAUGUUUGGGUCAUGAAUGUGGUCUCAAUAGACUCUCCAGAUACACUUCCUAUAAUUUAUGAACGAGGUCUAUUUGGGAUUUAUCACAAUUGGUGUGAAUCAUUCAACACCUACCCUAGAUCAUACGAUCUGUUACAUGCAGACCAUAUCUUCUCCAAGACCAAAAAGAAGUGCAACCUGGUGGCUGUGAUUGCAGAGGCUGAUCGGAUUCUAAGGCCUGAAGGAAAGCUUAUUGUCCGUGAUGAUGUGGAGACACUUGGUCAGGUGGAGAACAUGCUUAGGUCCAUGCACUGGGAAAUCCGGAUGACUUACUCCAAGGAGAAGGAGGGAUUGCUAUGUGCCCAGAAAACCAUGUGGAGGCCUAAAGAGAUGGAGACAAUAAAGUCGGCUAUUGCUUAAGCGCAUACCCAUACUCUCCUCACCAUUCACUGCUUCUUCAUUUUUGAGGCUACCAUGGCCUCUCAGAUUAGGUAUUCUUUUGGUUUUUAGUCCAAUAUUUGCAUUAAUGAUAACUGUAUUUCUUGGUUAGUCCAUGUACCAUGUCAGUUAGCUCCUCCAGUGUCGGUUUUACCUAUUGUUUCUCAUAUUUUUUACCAGGACAUUCUAAAUCAGAAGUUGAUGUUCUGAAUUUUGUAAUGUAAUACUAUUAUUUAUGGAAAAGGCUGUCAUUCUUCAAAGUGUAAGGCUCAUUGCCGACGGACUUGUCUCUGGAUUCUGGAAUUCAAAUGUGGUGAAAUGCGUUGUGUCUAAGAUACAUGUAUGACAAAGGUGCAGGUGGAUUUACUAUCGUUGGUUGUAUUAAAGAACAGUGAUGAAAAUUGAAUCUAUAUGAUAUAUAUUUGUCUUUUUUUA
Vitis riparia (riverbank grape) is the source of this 3130-nucleotide messenger RNA. RefSeq names its product probable methyltransferase PMT26. Gene Ontology annotation, molecular function: methyltransferase activity. The record is from RefSeq and is a predicted model, not a curated record. The coding region runs from base 200 to 2677 and encodes 825 amino acids. NCBI's taxonomy places the organism in Eukaryota, Viridiplantae, Streptophyta, Magnoliopsida, Vitales, Vitaceae. Gene Ontology annotation, cellular component: endosome; trans-Golgi network; cytoplasm. The transcript has 9 exons.